Molecule: messenger RNA, 2120 nt
Organism: Rosa rugosa (rugosa rose)
Lineage: Eukaryota; Viridiplantae; Streptophyta; Magnoliopsida; Rosales; Rosaceae
Product: probable polygalacturonase
Exons: 6
Coding region: 457-1854 (465 amino acids)
Biological process (GO): carbohydrate metabolic process
Molecular function (GO): polygalacturonase activity
Source: RefSeq, a predicted model, not a curated record
UGGUGAGGGCCGUUUCAAACAAAAUUUGUCGGCGAGAGACGUUAUUAAUCAUAAUUCAUUAACAGGGUAAAUUAUUUAAUUACAAUUUAGUGGGCAAUUAAAUAGCUUAUUAUCCCUUUUUAUUCUCUGUGCUUCACCUGCUCUGUUUGAUCUGCAUGAAGUGAGAAAGAGAAAGAGAAAGAGGGGAGCUGGCAUUUCUAUAGUGGCAAAUUUCUUUUCCCCUUAUGCCAUUCAAUUAUUUUUCUUCCUCUCCAUAUAUAUAGUCAUUUAUGCUUUGUGUCAUUUACACAAUUAAUGCCAAUAACCCACAUACUUACAAUUCCAAUAAGCCUUCUUCUUCUCCUUCUUCUUUUUGCUCUGUUUGUGGGUGCUGUUUCUUCUUCUUCUUCUUCUCUUUUUUCUCUGCUGCCAACUCUCUUUUUGGUCAGUGCUGCUGCUCAGAGCUUUGUUUGACUCAUGAAGAUGCUAGUAAUGGCUUUCUUGUUCUUGCAUUUUCAGGUGGUAUUGCUCUUGCUGCUGAGUUUGGGCGAUGCUAUUGGUGGAGAAGACGAGGAUAGGCCUUGUGAUUCUAAACUGCAAUUAAAACCAAGGCCGCAUAGUGUUUCCAUUUUGGAGUUUGGUGCUGUUGGAGAUGGCAAGACAUUGAACACUCUUGCUUUCCAGAAUGCCAUUUUCUAUCUCAAGUCUUUUGCUGACAAGGGCGGUGCACAGCUUUAUGUGCCGCCCGGAAGAUGGCUUACCGGAAGUUUCAACCUCACGAGCCAUCUCACACUGUUUUUGGAAAAGGGUGCUGUCAUUCUUGGAUCUCAGGAUCCAUCUCAUUGGGGUAUUCUUGAACCCUUGCCCUCGUACGGUCGAGGGAUUGAACUCCCAGGAGGGAGAUAUUGUAGCUUGAUAAAUGGAUAUAUGUUACAUGAUGUGGUCAUAACAGGUGAUAAUGGAACCAUCAACGGUCAAGGAUCAGUGUGGUGGGAUUGGUUUAACUCUCAUACUUUAAACCAUAGCCGUCCUCAUCUUGUAGAGUUAGUUUCGUCUAAAGAUGUUGUUGUUUCAAACCUCACAUUUGUGAAUUCUCCUGCAUACAACAUUCAUCCAGUCUAUUGCAGUAAUGUACAUAUUCACAACAUCUCAGUCUCUGCUCCCCCGGAGUCCCCUUAUACAGUCGGUAUAGUCCCAGAUUCUUCUGACAAUGUGUGCAUACAAGAUUGCAGCAUUGGCAUGGGUUAUGAUGCCAUUGUCCUCAAGAGUGGUUGGGACGAGUAUGGCAUUGCCUAUGGAAGACCAACCACAAAUGUACACAUCAGACGGGUCCAGCUACAAUCGUCUUCUGGUUCUUCUCUUGCCUUUGGUAGUGAGAUGUCCGGUGGCAUUUCUAAUGUGCUUGUGGAGCAGGUCCACCUAUACAACUCACUUAGUGGCAUUCAGUUUAGAACAACAAAGGGUAGAGGUGGUUAUAUCAAAGAUAUCGUAAUUUCAGAUGUCAAAAUGGAAAACAUCGACGUGGCAUUUGGUGCGUCUGGUCAGUUUGGUUCCCAUGCGGACGACAACUUCGAUCCUAAUGCCCUUCCAGUAUUGGAUCACAUCAACUUACAGGAUGUGAUUGGUACCAACAUUACUAUUGCUGGAAAAUUCUCUGGGAUCAAGGAAUCCCCCUUCACUUCCUUUUGUCUGUCCAAUAUCUCCUUGUCAAUCAAUUCUGGUUCUUCUACCAAUUCUUGGGUAUGUUCAAAUGUUUCUGGCUCUUCUGAGUCUGUCUUCCCCGAACCAUGUUCCGCCCUUAAGUCAUCGUAUUCAAAUUCUUCCUCAGCCUGCUUUUCGAUACAGACCUUGAAUGGAAUAGCCGUGGCAUUAUGAUACCAUUCAUCCAUACCCCAGAUUUUUUCAGUCACAGUCUAUAAUGAGGGAAAGAACCAAAAUUUUCUACUGCCAUUUACAGUAAUUUAGAUCACAUUCUUUCCAAUAAGACAGUACAUGUUCAGAUUAUUCGUUUCUUCAUCGACCUGUGUAGAUUUGCACUGUUGCAUGUUCCAUUCUGCAGAUUAUUUGUACAGCUUCUUCAUUUCUUCAUUCAUGUGUAAGCAAAUUUUUGGUAGUGAUGGUGUAAGAGGACUUGGGAUAUA